UGAUCAGUAGGCUGGCCCAGCUAGCUUGUUGGCAAAAAAAGGUUGUAGUUAAGAGAAAGGUUGUAGUUAAGGGAAUGACUUGUGGAGAGUGUGAUUUUUAGUUAACUAUAUUGUGUAUGUCUCCGUAUUGUUUUUGGGCGUUAAAGUUUCGUUUGAGUUUUGCAUAUAUGCAAGUAACGCUUUUGAGAAGUUGAUUAAAGUAAAUGGUGGGGCGGAGGAGUGGGUGUGUCUUUAUGCGGUUGGAGUACGAUUAAAUUGGUAAUAUACUGCAGUUGUGUAGUUUCGUUAUUUGUAUUUUAACCUUGACGAGUUUGUGUUAUACCCUUUCACAUAUCUACCAGUAUCCGCCGAUAUCAUUUGCGCAAAAUACGGAUGGGGUUGCGUGGUGCGUCUCUGCACGCGUGUUUAUUGGACCGUGCUGUGAAAUUAGUAUCCAGGAAACGACGUUUUAUCACGCAUCUGUAACAAGUUCAACCCAAAUACACAAAUGACUAUUCAUUUUCUUUAAAAUUAGCUGUUAAUUGUUGAUGGGUGUUAUUAAGAUAUGGGAUAUUUUGGGUAGCAGGUUUCCCGGAGAUGUGACUUGGGGAUCAGCAAGCUUCUUUGGGUUCUUGUUUGUUUUGUGUCUCGGCAGUAUCGUUGUCCAUUCGGCUGAAUUUAAAUGCAUGGGACCUUUCGUCCAGAAACUGGCAUAAAUUUUGUCCGUUCAUAUCAGCCCCCUUAUGUGUCGCUUACGUCUACAUUUCCUCUUCUUCCUCUUCGUUUUGUCCGUAGGUGUUUCCUGAAUACGUACUUCGUCGUGUAGUGCCAUGUUUUAUGUUAGCUGUCAUGUUUUAAAUUACUCCGUUGCACGCACUUUAACCUCCGUCUCAAUAUUAGUUUCUCAUGAAACUCUGCGUUUCUGUUGGUCGAUCAGUGGUCGGAUUUUACGCAGACGUAAAUAUUACUCUACACAGAGUUGCUUGCUUGAUACAGGGAGAACCUUUUAAAUUAUGAGGUGUUCCUUAACACUAGUCCAGUGUAAUUUUAAAUAUAUACAUAAUAUACGUAUAUAUGUAUAUGUAAUUAAUAUAGAAUAAGAAAAGAUUGUUUUGAGAAAUCACUUGAUGUCGACUUUAGCUGAGAGUAAUGCAGAGUAUUGUCUGAGGGUCAGGAAACUUUGCAUAAGGCAGCAAGAGAUAAAACAGAAGUUGAGGAAUGUAAAUAUAAAAAGCUUUCUUAAUCUGAAACCACAAUCUGGAGGGCUGAUUUUUUUUGUUGUUGGUGUCUUGCUCUGUAUUUGAAUUUCUCUGCUGUUUCGUGUUUUUUUUUCUUCAUUUAGGUGUUUCCUGCAGCUAUUCACACAUUUUGUCAUAUAUCGCCUCUUCGCUUUCUUCCUGCAUUCACACAUGUACACGCAGACGCGCACAGCUGUGUGCACUCCUUCAUUUGCACAGACUUUCAGCAACCCUGACCUUAUUCACUCCUGCGUUCACGGCCCUCUGGGCCAUUAUUCACCAGCUCCUCCAAAAAUAUCAUGUGUUACAUGAGAUGCAUUCCAAGCCCGAUCUCCUUAAUUUUAAGAAGGGGUGGAUGUCAGUGCUUGACGAAAAUGGAGAGUGGAAGAAACAUUGGUUUGUGCUGACUGACUCCAGCCUGAAAUACUAUAGGGAUUCAGGAGCAGAAGAGAAGGAUGAGCUGGAUGGGGAGAUCGACCUGAGGUCCUGUGUGAAUGUGACCGAGUUUGACGUCGAAAAGAACUAUGGCUUCCAGAUACAGACCCUGAAUGCAGUCUUCAUCCUCUCUGCCAUGACUGCUGGAAUUCGCAAGAACUGGAUCGAGGUUUUGAGGAAAAGCGUCCGGACUGGCAAUACCCCCGACAUCACACAACUGCCGGAUAGUAGUAGUGACAAGGAGAACUCCCAUAGUCUUGGUCGCACCCCCUCCUCCCGUCAACAGCCCUCCUGGCAGUCGACCGGGGCAGCCACCCCUCCCGCCCUGGCUGCUGUGCGGCGGUUCGACUAUGUGGAGCUAGCGCCGGUGACUGUGGCCCUUGGGGUUAUGCCCACCUCUCUCCGGGGGGCGGGGGAGGGGCAGGCUCGGGAGAAAGGACCAGGCACAACGAUGGAACAGCGGCAGCGAAUGGAGGAGGAGAUUGAGAAGAAGUGGGUGGAGUUUGAGAAGCUUCCAGUGAAGAGGAUGUGCUCCCUGCCCCCAAUGAGCUCGCUGGGCGGACAGCCGGCCAAUGAGGCGCUGCAGAGGGAGGUAGUGGCGUCUCUGAGGCAGCAGCUGGAGCGAAAACAGAGUGGAGGAGGAGGAGGAGGAGGAGGAGUAGGGGGGAUGGGUCACUGUGGGCCCGAGGCCCCAUGUGGCCGCAGCUUGGAGGCCAUGGAGAGGGCGCACCAGCAUGCCCUGGCCGAGCUGCAGAGGAGACACGACAGGGAGACACGGGAGCUGGAGAAGGAGAGGGACAGAUUGCUGAAGGAGGAAGCACAGGCCACAGCGCAGGCAAUGGAAGCUCUGAAGAAGGCCCACCGCGAGGAGACGGAGCGAGAACUGGAGGCAGUCCGGCGGCUGGUGGGGGCCAGUGCAGAUGUGGAGGCUCUGCAGAGGCAGCAGGAGUCAGAGCGGCAGGCCCAGCAGAGGGAGCUGGAUGGCCUGUCUGAGAGGUACUCUCAGAAGUGCCUGGAGCUUAACCGGGCCAUGCAGAGUGGCGGGGAGCGGGAGAGAGAGCUCAGCCGCAGGGAAGCAGAGAUGGAGCAGCUGAAGAAAGACAACCAGGUGCUCCAGGCCCGUCUGCUGGAGGAGAUUAGCCGGAUGCACUCCUUGGCCAAAAGCCCGGGGUCAGAUGGCAUCCCUCAUGAUGGCCGUCAGCCCGACUCCUGUCACCUGGAGGUGCUGCUGCGGAUGAAGGAGAAUGAGGUGCAAUAUCUGCUUAAGGAGAUCGGCUGCCUGAGAGAGGAGCUGCAAGCCCUCAACAUGGAAAAGCGGGAGGCAUGCAAGCGCUACAAGGAGGUGCAUGCGGAGCUGAGCGGGAUGAAGAGCCGUAGCGAGCGGGAGGUGGUAGCCCUGAAGGAGCACCUGAAGCUGGCCAUGGCAGCUCUUCAAGAGGGCCAGCGGCUGGGGAACAGCCUGGACCACUAAGAUUGAAUCGGGGGGGGUCCGGAGGGCUGAGUGCACAAGUGGAGAGGAGUCGCCCCCUCACCUAGGAUCUUGGGUGGACCCAAAUCAUUAUGUCGUGCUUUGUUGAACUCCCCCUCCCCCCCACAAAAUGAGCUCUCCUCCUUCCUAGAUGAGCUCCUCCCACACUGGUCUGACUGCUCUAUAUUCUUUUUUGGAUGAAUGGAGCCCGGGUGAUGAAAUUUCCGGAAUCUGACUGACCUUCACUGAAAGGUCUUUAAAACUGGUUGUUAAAAUUAAGAAAAAAAAGGUUUUACAAGGGUAUUCCAGGUCUCGAGGAUGCAACCCAUUGUAGAGGGCCUUGGUGCAGCCUUGUGUUCACAAGAUGCUGUUAUGGGGGACUGAGCUCUUAGUCCCGACCUGUCAGGAAAGUGCGAUGAUAUGCUUUAGCUAGUCGAUUUUCUACACUGGGUCAACCAAAUGUCAGCCUGCACUUUUUAGCUGUGAGCAAGUGUGGGAGUGCAAGCAAAGAAUGAAAUGUAGAUUUUAGGCAGUGGGUGUUUUAGGAAUUCUUAAGUGAAAUUUCUUCUGAGCAGUGAGUGUAAAGUAAAGCAUGAGUAAUUUCCUAUUUUGGUCACUUUGCAUUGCAGCCUUGGAUAAUCAGAUGGACCCAGUGUGUGCGGAGUCAUAUCAAAUAUAAGAAAUAGUGUUUUGGAUGGUUGAGUGAGUAUUGUAGGAUUCUAAAUGAGCUCUGUAUAUAGAUAUAUUUUUAAGAUUAUUUCCUUUUUUGGGAGAGGGAUGCUGUGUUUGCUUAGUUUUUUAAACUUUACUGUUGAAAUGUGUGAUCAACCAUGGCUGUAAUUGCAACACAUUGGGACAAAUUAAACUGGAAUGGUUACAGGGAGCCUGGUACACAUGCCAACCCGUUUCAGUCAGUAGGGGGCACUGCAGCCAAUUGUGUCUUUUGUCAAUAAAGGUUUAUUUUCACUGUG
This is a messenger RNA of Brienomyrus brachyistius, 4091 nucleotides long. It is a transcript of the gene triobpb, whose product is annotated as TRIO and F-actin binding protein b. Lineage: Eukaryota; Metazoa; Chordata; Actinopteri; Osteoglossiformes; Mormyridae. The transcript has 12 exons. The coding region runs from base 1531 to 3123 and encodes 530 amino acids. The record is from RefSeq and is a predicted model, not a curated record. Gene Ontology annotation, cellular component: actin cytoskeleton. Gene Ontology annotation, biological process: positive regulation of substrate adhesion-dependent cell spreading; actin filament organization. Gene Ontology annotation, molecular function: actin filament binding.